AUGAAGAAGCUUUUUGGCUUCGGCAGUAAGACGACUGUGCUGUCCGCCGGCUCCUCUGGGGAGGGCGGUAGUGGAGUCAACCAGCUGCCCGGGUACCAUGUCCGAGACAAGGAUCUCGGGAAGAUACACAGAGCAGCCUGUGAGGGCGAUGUGGCCAGAGUGCAGCAGAUCCUGCUGCUCAGGAAAAAUGGCCCCAGUGAUAAAGACAAGAAGAACAGGACUGCUCUGCAUCUGGCCUGUGCCGGUGGCCAUCCAGCAGUGGUGACUGUACUAGUAAAGUGGAAAUGCCAGCUUAACGUAUGUGACAGUGAGAACAGGACAGCGCUGAUAAAGGCUGUCCAGUGCCAGCAAGAAGAAUGUACCAGUAUUCUGCUGGAACAUGGUGCCGACCCAAAUCUUGUGGAUGUCAGGGGCCACACGGCCCUCCACUAUGCUGCCUUUGGUCCGAAUAUCUCCAUCGCAGCAAAGCUGCUUUCAUACAAUGCUAACAUAGAAGCAAGAGACAAGGAUGACCUGACACCACUUUUACUUGCUGUCAGUGAAAACCAACAGCAAAUGGUGGAAUUUUUAUUACAGAAAGAAGCCAACAUACAUGCAGUUGACAAGAUGAAAAGAACAGCCCUCAUACUUGCCGUAAAUUUUGCAUCAUCAAGUGUAGUCAAGCUGCUUCUUGAGCAAGGCGUUGAUAUCUUUCCUCAAGAUCACUAUGGACGGAAUGCAGAAGACUAUGCUGUUAUCAAGGGUCAUCAUAUGACGCACAACUUAAUUUUGGAAUAUAAAGGAAAAAAGGGACCUAAAACUCCUUCUCGAGAUAGUAAACAAGCUUCUCCGGAAAAACAUCCUCACUCGAAGCCUCCAGUUGGAGUGAAAAAUGUUGUUCGUAAAAAAACAGUUGGAACAAAGGAUUUGCAAACGUCCAGAUCAGACUCUCAGUGUCAUCACGUCAACUCAGGGAGCCUGGUGGCCUCCAGGUCAGCUCCUUCUGCCUGUGUUGGGGCCUGGACAGUCUCUCAAGGCAGUAGGAAGGGAAUCUUGCACAUGUUCCUCUGUCUUGGCGAGAAGCAGAUGGCAGGAGGACGUUCUGUUAGCUUAGGUGCAGUUCUUGCACACAAAAGACCGCUAGAACUUGAAAACAACCGAGGUGAACUCCUUAAAGCAAAAGUUAAAAACAUGGAAAGUAUGAUCAGUGGCCUACGAAAGGAGCUAUCAGAAACAAAAGAAGUGAAGUCCCAGUUAGAGCAUCAAAUGGCAGAGUGGCAAGGAGAGCUCUGCAGCUUGAGAUUAUCCUUAAAACAAGAAGAAGAGCAAAGAAAAAAGGCAGAUAUGUUAUCUGAAGAAAUUAGAGAGCAGUUAAGAAGAGAAGAAGAGCAAUGUAGUAAAGAAACUGAAUUGAAACAGCAACUUGAACUCACUGUCGAAGGACUACAAGGGGAAUUGAAGGCUGUGAGAGAUAGGCUGAACCAGAUUAACCGGGACAUCAUCACUUCCACUGAUGACAGGGAGGAAGCAGAGGGCCAGUUCAGAGACCCUAUGUUGGAUGUCAUCCUUCUCCUUGUUUCUGAUCGUCACGAAAAAGCAACAAAUCUGUUACAUGAAAAUCUCAUGAUGCAGGAUGAAAUUGCCACAUUAAAACGAGAAAUAGACACAAUAAAAAAUGAGAACCAGGAAAAGGAAAAGAAAUAUUUAGAGGACAUUGACAUUGUAAAACAAAAGAAUGAUGAGCUUCAAAAGACAAUAAAACUUAAUGAGGAAAAAUUGACACAGACAUACAGUGGACAGCUUCAUGAUCUGACAGCUGAGAAUACAAGGCUGAAGUCUAAACUGAAGAAGGAAGAACAAAAGACAGAAAGCCUGGAAACAGAUGUUGCAUUAUAUUGUUCCAAGCUGACUACUGCCAUGAAUGAUCAUGAGCAAAGUCAGACAUCAAAAAGAGACCUGGAACUCACCUUUCAGAGAGCAAGAGGUGAGUGGCUAUGCUUACAGGACAAAAUGAAUUUGGAGAUGUCUAACCUGAAAGAUCACAAUGAGCUACUUUUGCAGCAAUUGUCUGAAACCCAACGUAAAUUCAGUAGCCUAGACAUUGAGAUGCAUCACACGAGAGAUGCUCUCAGAGAAAAGUCUUUGGUGUUAGAACAGGUACAGAGAGAACUGAGCCAAGCACAGUGUCAGAAGAAGGAAAGUGAAGACCCGUGUCGACGUGAACAAGGCAAAGUGAAGGAAUACAUGGGCAAGCAGGAGCGCUUGGAGGAGAGAUUAGCCCAACUAGAGAGUGAAAACCUGUUGCUGCGACAACAGCUGGAUGAUGUGAGAAACAAAAUCGAGAGCAAAGAGAAGAUGGUAAUGGAUAGCCAAGAAUGGUUUCAGGAUAUCUUGAAGACCCUUCAAGACCAAAGGGAAAAGGAAAGUCUGAUGCUGGAGGAAAGCCUUAAGAAGUUAACCAAUGAGCUUCAUCUUCUCAAGGAGAGACUGUCUCCGGCUGAAAAUGUGAAAACACAGAGAGCAUUGCAAGAAGCACAAGAUCGAUAUAUGGAGGCCGUGAAAUGUACUGAGAAGAUGCAGGAUCAAAUGCAAAAGCUUGAAAAGGAAAAUGCCGAGUUAAAAGUUACAAACAAAAUGCAAGUGGGCAAAAUUGAAGAGCUUCAGAAAAACCUGCUGAGUCUAAGUUCGGUUGAAGCAGAAAAGAAGGAGCACAGAAGCAGUGUGAUGGAAGCGUCAGAGAGCAGACGUGAUGCUGAUGAUGAGAGUGGGUUACUUCAACAGAGACAGAAGGGAAAGACUAAUACCCAGCAGUUUCCUACUAUGGGGAAUGAAGAUUCUGAUAGGCAUGCAAAGAAAAUACCUAAUGAAAAGAACAAGGUCCCAGGGCAAGUUAAUUCUGUGGAUGACCUUGAUGACUUAACUCUGAUACCUGAAACAGCUUCUGAGGAUCGUGAGUUGCUUUCCUCCGAGUCUAAGACUUCUGUGUUGCUAAUUGAACAACCUGGCCUGGAGUGUAAAGGUUCUGUUAGCUUAGGUGCAGUUCUUGCACACAAAAGACCGCUAGAACUUGAAAACAACCGAGGUGAACUCCUUAAAGCAAAAGUUAAAAACAUGGAAAGUACGAUCAGUGGCCUACAAAAGGAGCUAUCAGAAACAAAAGAAGUGAAGUCCCAGUUAGAGCAUCAAAUGGCAGAGUGGCAAGGAGAGCUCUGCAGCUUGAGAUCGUCCUUACAAAAAGAAGAAGAGCAAAGAAGAAAAACAGAUAUGUUAUAUGAAGACAUUACAGAGCGAUUAAGAGAAGAAGAGGAGGAACACAGGAAAGAUGUUGAAUUGAGAGACCAACUUGAACUCACUCUCAGAAUACUAGAACUGGAAGUGCAGACUGUGAGAAAUAGGCUGACCCAGAUUAACCGGGACAUCAUCACUUCCACUGAUGACAGGGAGGAAGCAGAGGGCCAGUUCAGAGACCCUAUGUUGGAUGUCAUCCUUCUCCUUGUUUCUGAUCGUCACGAAAAAGCAACGAAUCUGUCGCAUGAAAAUCUCAUGAUGCAGGAUGAAAUUGCCACAUUAAAACGAGAAAUAGACACAAUAAAAAAUGAGAACCAGGAAAAGGAAAAGAAAUAUUUAGAGGACAUUGACAUUGUAAAACAAAAGAAUGAUGAGCUUCAAAAGACAAUAAAACUUAAUGAGGAAAAAUUGACACAGACAUACAGUGGACAGCUUCAUGAUCUGACAGCUGAGAAUACAAGGCUGAAGUCUAAACUGAAGAAGGAAGAACAAAAGACAGAAAGCCUGGAAACAGAUGUUGCAUUAUAUUGUUCCAAGCUGACUACUGCCAUGAAUGACCAUCAGCAAAGUCAGACAUCAAAAAGAGACCUGGAACUCACCUUUCAGAGAGCAAGAGGUGAGUGGCUAUGCUUACAGGACAAAAUGAAUUUGGAGAUGUCUAACCUGAAAGAUCACAAUGAGCUACUUUUGCAGCAAUUGUCUGAAACCCAACGUAAAUUCAGUAGCCUAGACAUUGAGAUGCAUCACACGAGAGAUGCUCUCAGAGAAAAGUCUUUGGUGUUAGAACAGGUACAGAGAGAACUGAGCCAAGCACAGUGUCAGAAGAAGGAAAGUGAAGACCCGUGUCGACGUGAACAAGGCAAAGUGAGGAAAUACAUGGGCAAGCAGGAGUGCUUGGAGGAGAGAUUAGCCCAACUAGAGAGUGAAAACCUGUUGCUGCGACAACAGCUGGAUGAUGUGAGAAACAAAAUCGAGAGCAAAGAGAAGAUGGUAAUGGAUAGCCAAGAACGGUUUCAGGAUAUCCUGAAGAACCUUCCAGACGAAAGGGAAGAGGAAAGUCUGAUGCUGGAGGAAAGCCUGAUGCUGGAGGAAAGCCUUAAGAAGUUAACCAAUGAGCUUCAUCUUCUCAAGGAGAGACUGUCUCCGGCUGAAAAUGUGAAAACACAGAGAGCAGUAAGUAUCCAGAAAGAGAAGGGAUUCUCAGACUUGCUGAAGGGAAGUUCAGAGUAA
Phacochoerus africanus (Common warthog) is the source of this 4497-nucleotide messenger RNA. RefSeq names its product putative ankyrin repeat domain-containing protein 20A2. NCBI's taxonomy places the organism in Eukaryota, Metazoa, Chordata, Mammalia, Artiodactyla, Suidae. The coding region runs from base 1 to 4497 and encodes 1498 amino acids. The transcript is spliced from 23 exons. Gene Ontology annotation, molecular function: protein binding. The record is from RefSeq and is a predicted model, not a curated record.